AUGGCAGAAGGUGGUCCCUCUCCAGACUCUCAUGCGUUUGACGUCACGCAACCUGUCCACCCGGAAUCUCAAUUCCUAGAAUGUCCUAUCUGUCUUGAGCAGCUACGUCAGCCCCGGUCACUACCUUGUCACCAUUCUUUUUGUGAGGAAUGUCUGAGCAGUUACAUUGUUAGUGAGGUGUCGGUGAAGAGUGAUACGGUAAUCUCUUUUACUUGCCCUGUGUGUAGGAAAUUAACACACCCCUUAGACGCCUCCGAGAACAAAGAAAAAUGGGCAAAGCAGUUUCCUAUUGACAGCGUUGCCAUGGAUAUGAUACAAAUAAGAAACAAACACACAGAAACAUAUUUCUGUAUGCCAUGUCAGAAGACGAAGGAUGACAAGGUACCAGCUAAAUUUUGGUGUAAAACUAUUGACUGUUUGCUCUGUGAGACUUGCAGAAUAAAUUUCCAUGACGUCAUACACACGAACUGUGAUGUCAUAGAUGUAGAAACAUCACGUAAUUUCCCACUGAGACAGCAAACAUUUGAUAAAAGAUGCAACAAACACAAUAAAAAAAUAUCUUACUAUUGUGAGGAUCACAAGUCUCUCGGCUGUAGUAAAUGCAUAACAGUUGAUCAUAGGAAAUGUGAAGAAGUGACAACGACAGAAGAUUACUGCGAGAAACUGAACCUUAACUCCGGGCUUGAAAAUAGGAAGUCAUGUCUACAAGAAGCAGCUGUAGCUCUGGAAUCAGUGAUCAAUGACUUUAAUGCACAGCUACAGACUAUUGCUGACGACAAAGAUUUAGCAUUGAAAAGCAUCGACGACCUCCAGGAGCGGCUGGAGAAGCGUAUCAGAGAAACGAAGAAGGAAAUCACAGAUGAUUUGGUCAAGACUUAUAAAAAGGAGAAAGAAAAACUAAAGGUUUCAAGUCAGAAAUGUGAACGACUGAAAGUCGCUAUACAGAAUACAUUGGAAUUGUCUGCUACAGCCCUGCAGAGGAAAGAUCACAUGGGCACCCUCCUGUUAUAUCAGAGAGGUGAGACGGAGUUAAAUGCUCGGAGAGAUUUAUUGAAAGAAGUCAGGAUGUCAGUUUCAACUAUCAAUAUCCGACAUGAAGCUGAUUCGUCUAUGACUGGUAUAGACUUUGGUGAUAUUGUUGUCCGAAAACAACGAAGACAUUUUAAAAAUGUUCCAACUCUUUCCAAACCGUUGUCAGAAUGUGACGUGAAAGAAGUCAGAAAAAUCGGCAUAGGAUACCGAACCGACAAGUUUAUAGCCAAUGCUCGUGGAGUUGUGUUCAUCACUGAUGGUAUUGUGGUGGGAGAUAAUAGUAAUAGAAAGCUCAAAUUAAUCAACACAGAGGGAGAUAUCGUGGAUGAGUUGAAGCUGAAUGGACGUCCUUGGGAUCUGUGUAUGGUAGAUAAUACCACCGUGGCAGCCGCUGUAGAUGGUCCACGUGGGAUACAUAUAGUUACUGUCACACCUUCUAAACUUAGAUUGUCACAUGCAGUAAAAACAGGAAAACCAUGCCACGGUAUCGCAUACAGAGAUGGAGAAUUCGUCGUGAGUUUGGGUUUCGAAAUAAGCAGUGUGACGAAAGACGGCAUAUUAAACUCUUUAUACAAAUUUAGUAACCAUGUCUUUGCUUUGUCUUAUGAUUGUGUGACAGGUAAUCUCUUCAUACCUGAGAACACAGGUACCACUGGCAAUACGGCUGUUGGUCGAUUGACUUCAAACAGCAAAUACGGAGAUUUUUUAAAGGUUGGUUUAGUGAAGGAUGCGUAUGGAGUAGACGUCGACAUGGAAGGUAACGUUUAUGUAUGUGGUCAGGAUUCGAACAAUAUAGUACAAAUAUCUGAGGACGGGACAAAUGUCCGAGAACUGUUAACGAAAGAGCACGGUAUACGGCCACUAUCAAUAGCUGUCUGUGGUGACAGAUUUGUGGUAACACAGAGUAGUUUCAUCCAUUUAUUUCAGUUGCAGUGA
This is a messenger RNA of Ylistrum balloti, 1968 nucleotides long. RefSeq lists its product as uncharacterized. Lineage: Eukaryota; Metazoa; Mollusca; Bivalvia; Pectinida; Pectinidae. Bases 1 to 1968 code for a protein of 655 amino acids. The transcript has a single exon. The record is from RefSeq and is a predicted model, not a curated record.